Podarcis muralis (Common wall lizard) is the source of this 3490-nucleotide messenger RNA. Lineage: Eukaryota; Metazoa; Chordata; Lepidosauria; Squamata; Lacertidae. The record is from RefSeq and is a predicted model, not a curated record.
AGGUGAUUCAAUUCUUUGUGCAGCCUGUGUCCAUGAGAACACCGUCUACAGCAGAGUGUUUCAGAUUUUGUACAGGAAUGAAGAGAUUGUCAUCAAUGAAUCCAUGAACUUCAGGGCCCACCUCCUCGUGGAUGGUGAAAAGGUGGAAGAGGCACUAAGAGAAGCAGACUUUCAGCUCAAGCUGGACUUGCAUUUUACGGACAGUGAGCAACAGCUGAGAGAUGUCACGUCAAUCCCUGUGAUCAGCAGCCGCACUUUGGGGCUCCACUUCCACCCGGGGCGAGGGCUGCAUCAUCAUGUGCCCGUCAUGUUUGACUACUUCCACCUGUCAGCCAUCUCUGUUACCCUGCAUGCUUCUCUGGUGGCUCUGCACCAGCCCCUGAUCAGCUUUGCCCGUCCAGGGAAGGGCUCGUGGCUUGGUAAAAACAGCUUGGAAACAGGACCAGAUCUGACGGGGAUGUCGCUGGAAAACCUGGUGUUUGGAGCCGGUUACUGCAAACCUGUUGCUUCUGAGGGUAGCUUCUAUGUGCCCUCUGGAAACUGCAUGCAGCAUGCGCACAAGUGGCACAAAGACCUUUGCCUCCUGCUCCUCAAGGCGUAUCGAGGACUCCACAUGUACUAUGCCUUCAUCACGAAGGAGAUUCCCAAUUUGCCGCAGCUGAAGUUAGAGGACCUUUCUGUAGAAGACACCCUGUUGCAGCUGUCUGCAGAGCUACAGAUGCUGAACAAUCCAGAAAAGAUAGCAGAGCAGAUCAGCAAAGACCUCACUUGGCUCUGCUCCCACCUUUUGGCUCUCUGGACCCAGUUUCUAGAGUUCGUAACCCUGCACCCAGAUGUCACAGCCUAUCUCGUUCAGGAACAUCACACUCUGAGGGUAAGAAGAUUCUCUGAGGCUUUCUUUCAUGCUGAGCAUCAAAAGCCUGCUGUUGUGACUUUCCAGGAAAGCCUCAUCCAGCAUCACAACCAAAUCUCAUCAGAAGUCCGGAACUCCGAGUACCUCACCAGCAUGCCGCCCCUGCCAGUAGAGUGCCUCGACAUUGAUGGAGACUGGGGCACGCUGCCGAUUAUUUUUGAAGACAGAUAUGUCGAUUUCCCCUACAAAGUUCAGAGCUUGGACAGCUUGCCGGACUAUGUUGUUUCUGCUGCUGGCAAAUCACAAGUGGACUUAAUAGGAAAAAACGAGGAUCCUUCUUCAAAUGAUGACACUGCUUUAGCAAAGGGAGAUUUCAGGAACAAUGCCCCUUUCAUCAUCCAUACAGAUAGGAUAAAUGGAAAAUCGGUGUAUGGUCACAGCUAUCCAAAAGGAGAUUCCUGUAUGGUUGAGAGUCUCAAGGAUCACCCCACAACUCAGGUACACACAAUGAAUGGAGAUGCCCAGUCCCAUGGGGAUGAGUCAGAUCUGGCUAGCAAUAUGAUUUCUGGUUUGCAAUCAGAACUCCUGAAGGAUAAUAUAGAAAGCCUUAAGACACCAAUGGAGCUUUCAGAAAAUAAUAGUGAUAGACUUUCACCGGAGGCCGCCUAUUUGGACAUAAGCCCAGUGUGUAAUAAUAACCACCAAGGAGAACCAAUGCUAGUCAUGACUGCCCAGUAUGAUGGUGGCACAUGUGGCCAACAUAAACUUUUGAAUGAGAUUGAAUUGAGCCAAGCAGCUUCAGGGGAUGGUUGUGAAUCUACUCUCACUUCAGACAAACUUCUAAAUGCCCAAGAGAAACCAGCGGAUCAGAGUUGUGAGUCAACACUGCCAUCCUUGAGGACAUUUGAUGUAAGUGAUGAUUUGGGUUCACUGAACGAGAUAAAAGAUGCUGAGGAGAUUAAGGAGCAAAGAGUGCAGGAGUGUGAAGAGUUCAGCUUGACAUCAGGGGUCAUUAAGAGAUCAUCGUCACUAAUCUCAGACUCAGGGAUUGAAAGCGAGCCCAGUUCAGUAGCUUGGUCUGAUGCACGGAGUAAGGCUUUGGAGUUACCCAGCGACCGGGAGAUUCUUCACCAGCUCGUCAGAAGGCACGCGAUUCACCGUAACUCUCUGGAGGGAGGGCACACAGAAAGCAAUACCAGCUUGCCCAGUGGCAUCCAAGCCUCCCUCACCUCAAUCAGCUCUUUGCCCUAUGAGGAGGAAGAGCGGGAGGUGGAGCCCAAUAAGCUGACAAAAUCUAUCUCAGCUCCUCAGAUCAGUAGCCCUGAGGAGCCUGUUGAUGACAUGGAUAUAUCAAAACAUGCAAAAACUAUAUUGGACACCGCAGAGGGGCAAUACGUGGAAAUAGGGUGCACCAGCAUGGCCCUAGCAGAAAAUGUUUCCAUGUGCCGGAAUGCCAGAGAAAAUGGUGGGUUGCCGCUUCCAUUUGCUACCAUGGAACACCCCAGAUCUGCCUUUGAAGAAAAUGUUGACAGUCCUCACUUACCAGAAGCUGCCGAGGGCUUUUCAGAGGUGGACUGUGGCUUGGAAGCCACAGGAGAAGCUGUGUUUCUAAUGCAAAAUGAAAAUCUAGAUGGCACAGUUGAAAGCCAGCUGCCAAAGAGAACAGAGGAGAUCUGCUUGGGAAGGGUUGGUGACUAUUUGGACACCAACACCACUCCUCUUGAUGUGUAUGAGGAGGAGGUAAAUUUGCACACAGUCCAUGGUUCGUAUUCCACAAACGUUGAGGUUUUUUCACACCAUGAGGGCCACACGCCAGACUAUACUAACAGAGCCUCAUCAGAGGUAGUACCUGAACCUGUCUCUGCAAAGGGUCCCCAUGGCAGUUCUCUUGCCAAUGGCAAAGUAGUGAUGUGUGGUGGAGAAAUACCCAACUUACAAGAAAUUGAUCUGGAUAACAGACCCGGCUUUGGAUCCUACUGUGCAGAACCAGAAAACCGAGAGUUCAAAAUGGUGGCAAACAGCACAAGCUUCCAUUCAGUGGCUCCAGGGCCACUGGCGCUCGAGAGCAAAAAGGCUAUUGAGGUGGUCAACUUAUCUGUUUCUUGCGCAGCCACCUGCCUUCCUUUUUCUUCGGUCCUCAAAGAGAACCCACCAGUGGCUGGCUUCUCCUCCAAGCAGGUCACUUCUCCAAUUACUCACCAACCAGUAGGCUCCUUUGGGGUCAUCUCCUGUGAGUCCAGUGAUGUGGAUGGGGAGGCCAAUGAAAGGAUGCUUAGUUUUCAUCAGGCCAAAGAAAAAUUUAAAAAAGAGCUGAAGAUUGAAGGAUUUCUGUACAGUGACUUAACUGCACUCGCUUCUGAUAUCCCAUAUUUCCCACCAGAGGAAGAGGAAGAAAAUUUUGAAGAUGGGAUUCACCUAGUGGUCUGUGUCCAUGGACUGGAUGGUAACAGUGCAGAUCUACGGCUGGUAAAAACUUUCAUCGAACUGGGUCUCCCUGGUGGAAAGCUUGACUUCUUGAUGUCAGAAAGGAACCAGACGGACACAUUUGCAGAUUUCGAUACAAUGACCGACCGCUUGCUAGAUGAAAUAAUUCAGCACAUUCAGCUGUACAACUUGUCGAUAUCGCGAAUAAGGUAA